AGUUUGAGUUGGGUUUAAACGCUAGUUGUCAGGGAUGAGUGAGCAGAAAAGGUGAGAAGAAUUCAGAGAGAAAGAGAGAGAUGGAGGGAGAAAAUGGGAAUGGAGAUGAGGUGGUAGCAGGGCCUUGCUUGAGUGGGUUCGUGGACGAUGGUAGCACAGAGAGUCACCGAUACUUCCUGUCACGCAGAACCGUUCUGGAGAUGCUAAGGGACAGAGGCUAUUCCGUUCCCUCCUCCGAAAUCGACCUCUCUCUUCAAGACUUCCGAUCCCUUCACGGCCAAAACCCCGACGCCGAUCGCCUCUGCUUCUCCACCGUUCAUUCCUCUGACCCUUCUGAACGGAUGCUGGUCAUCUACUGUGGGCCUGGUAUUGUGAAGGUCAAUGUCAUCCGCGGGCUGCAUAGUCAGAUUGCUAAUAAAGAUACUUUGUCCGGGCUCAUAUUAAUUCUUCAAGGCCAAAUAACAAGUCAAGCUCUAAAAACUCUGGAUCUUUAUCCAUUUAAAGUGGAAAUAUUCCAGCAUGUCUUGAAGCCACAGCAUCAGGUCUUGACUGAACAAGCAAAACAAGCUCUCCUGAAGAAGUUUAACAUUGAAGAAAAGCAGCUUCCUCGAAUUUCACAAAAGGAUGCAAUUGCAAAGUACUAUGGACUUGAAAGAGGUCAAGUGGUGAAAGUUACCUACUCCGGUGAUAUCACUAAAGGACAUGUUACAUACCGUUGUGUUUGGUGAUGCAUUUUCUUUGGUGCACCUUGAUGGAACAAAUCCUCUCUAGUUUGUGUGUGGUGAUAGUAGACAAAUUAUGUUGAUCAUUUUCUGUCAUGUGGGUGAUAGUAAGUUCUAUCGUAGUAAUUAUCUGUAGUGUAAUGUUAAGUGGUUUUAUGAACUAAUACUGUUGUGGUGUUGUAUUGUGAAAUGCUCGUAUCCAUGAGCGCCAUAAUAGGGACUUGGUUGUGUUUCUUCAAUCUGUUUCAUACAGGCUGUAGGACAUCCUGCCCAAUAGUGUUCUUAAUGACUGUGACACACGUGCGGACGCAUCUCUUGCAAGUUCUCGUGUGGACUAAUCACAGCAAGAUUCGUCAGUCCAUGUAAUCUGCCUCUGCUACAUUC
This is a messenger RNA of Fragaria vesca subsp. vesca, 1106 nucleotides long. RefSeq names its product DNA-directed RNA polymerases I, II, and III subunit RPABC1-like. Gene Ontology annotation, biological process: DNA-templated transcription. NCBI's taxonomy places the organism in Eukaryota, Viridiplantae, Streptophyta, Magnoliopsida, Rosales, Rosaceae. Gene Ontology annotation, molecular function: DNA-directed RNA polymerase activity; DNA binding. The transcript has 4 exons. The record is from RefSeq and is a predicted model, not a curated record. Bases 81 to 728 code for a protein of 215 amino acids.